Messenger RNA from Hevea brasiliensis (rubber tree), 1166 nucleotides. RefSeq lists its product as uncharacterized. NCBI's taxonomy places the organism in Eukaryota, Viridiplantae, Streptophyta, Magnoliopsida, Malpighiales, Euphorbiaceae. Gene Ontology annotation, molecular function: translation initiation factor activity; RNA binding. Gene Ontology annotation, cellular component: eukaryotic translation initiation factor 3 complex; cytoplasm. Bases 89 to 970 code for a protein of 293 amino acids. The record is from RefSeq and is a predicted model, not a curated record. The transcript has 2 exons.
UCCACGUCCUGUACAGUACGGUUAUUGUGCGGUAAAGCUCUUGGUUCAUUGCUCAAUACAUCCGAAACCCCCUCAAACAAACUACAGCAUGGACAAACGGACGGUGACGCCACCAAACAAGUCCCGGUGGUCAGACGUCUUUGGAGAAGACGUCGUUGGAGACGACCUCGACUUCCUUCUUCCUCGGCAAAUAAUUGGACCAGACGAGAAUGGCAUUAAGAAGGUUAUCGAGCACAAGUUCAAUGAAAAAGAAGAGAUCAUUAAAGUCGUUACCACAACUCGAGUUCGCCGGGUUUUGCGCAGUAAAGCAGCGGCAGAGAGGCGGUUGUGGCCCAAGUUUGGUGAUGCAGCGAAUGAAGACGAAAAUAGCAGGCUCACUAUGGUUUCUACGGAAGAGGUUUUUCUCCAGAGGCCCAAGGAUAAAGGAACUAAAGCAGAGAAAACGGAGACUUUAGGAGACUCCUUGGCUCAGCUUGCAAACAGAGGUAUGUUAUGUAGGACUUGCGGUAAGAAUGGUGACCACUGGACAUCAAGAUGCCCUUACAAGGAUCUUGCAGCACAGCUGGGAGUGCUCUAUAAUAACAGGCCUUCUUCAGCAGAUGCUACUGCUGCUUCUUCUAGCAACAAAAACCAUUACAUUCCACCAAGCAUGAGAGCGGGCGCUCAACGAAGCAGUGGAGAAGAUACUAGGCAUAGGAAUGAUGAGAAUUCUGUGAGAGUCAACUUCCUUUCGGAGGACACUUGCGAAGCUGACUUGUAUGAUCUCUUCAGUCCAUUUGGAAAAUUAACUCGUGUGUUUGUUGCCACCGAUUACAAGACUGGUUUGAGCAGAGGUUUCGGACGUGUCAAUUUUGUCAACAAGGAAGAUGCUCAGAAGGCAAUUGACAAGCUCAAUGGUUAUGGUUAUGACAAUCUCAUUCUUCGAGUGGAUUGGUUCAACAAAGAUAAAACUAGACCCAGUUUCCCCUAAGUUCUUCAAGUGAAGCUGUAAGAAUUACUUGCACUUAAGUUGUAGAGGAAAGGUUACAGUAUUUCAUGUUAUUUUCCCAAUUAGACAUCAGAAGACCUGAUUUUGUCUACUUGCCUUAAUGUGAGUGGUAGAAUUAUUGGGUCGAUAUAGAAUAGCCUCUUCUGAUAUUAGAAUUUAAACAAUGGAUCAAAGUAAU